AUGGCGGGGAUGACUGAGAAUUUAUCGUUAGAGCUUCGAGAAGGAGAACCAUUCAGGAAUGGAGAUAGUUUAAUGGAGUUUGAGAAGAUGCAAUACCAUAACAGUAACUCUGAGGAGGCUAAACGAUCAAACCCAUUUGAUGUGCUAUAUGAGCCACAUAAGGUUCAUUCACCGAGUCAUUACAACACUCCCUUGAGUCAAUCAUUUCGGUAUCUUGAGAUGGAGCAUAACAAUGUAAUAAAUAGGGAUCAGGGUGUAAAUGAUACAAGCUAUAAUAACAUUGUCACGGUUAUAGAUUCGACAGACAGUGUUAACAGAACUGGAUCAAUGAUCUCGAGAUCUGCAACAUUGAGAAAUAGAAACAGAAUUAAGACAAGGAGUAAGAUGGUUAGAAAGAACGACAUAGACUCGGAUCCUGAGAAAGCAAAACGAAAGUCAAAAUUGGCGUUCUUGUUUCCGGUUAGGAGAGAAAGAUCAUUAAAGCAGAAACCAAAGUAUGUACCUUUAAACAGGUCACCAAAAUUCACAAACGCUCAAGAAUUUCAACAGUUUUUCGAUAAGUCUAAUGCUGCUAAUGUUUUAGCAGAAAUGUUACCCCCGAAAAUGAACCACUUCAAGUAUAAAAGAUUAUUCCUUCCUGACUCUAAAUUAAUAACGUCGAACGCAUAUUAUCAAAUUACCAGGAAUAACUCAUUCAUAAUUAAUCCCAAGACACAAGCUUCAAAAAUGAUUAUAUCUCUGCCUAUCAAAGACACCUUUACAAAAAACGGAGUGAAAAACGAGCCAGAUCUUGACCAGCAUUUGCCACCAGAUUUUGGUUCUGAGGCCUAUAACAAAUACAGGAUUAGUGUUUUCUCAAACAAAUUAAGUACGAUACCUACAUUCUAUCAAUUAUUUCCUGAGGAAGCCAAGUUAGGCAUGCUAAAUGCUUCAGAACUCGAGCAAAUUAAUAAAAAGUUAUUAUUCGAGGUAUUGCUAAGAAGAACUGUGGCAGCAAAAAUUGGCUACAGACUCAAACAUAAUGGUUAUUUCAAUAGGAAAUCAAAUAAUAAUGCCUCGAGUAAUGGCGAUUCAAGCUCUGAAUCUCAUUCGGGCCCAUCAUCUGAUAACGAACGUUUUGAUAACCAAAACUUACCCAAAUUAUCCAAAUCGCAUACAAAUUCAUCUUCCUAUGACGAGUCAAUUAAUACAGAUGAAUUGCUAAAACAAAAUGCAUCGUUGUACUCAGGUGUAUUACCUUCCCCUCAGAUCAGCUACUCUUCAAGAAUUGAAUUGGAUUGCCUUGUAUCUGAAAUUCUGGAUUCGCCCAACUUCUUACCUUUGCAUAAAUCAAUUGACAAAAAUAAUUACUCCAGUUCUUCCGUAUAUUCUACUCCUAAGACUAACAAAUUUCUUAACAAUGGAAAAUUCACACCAAUGGCUUAUUUUGAGUCACCAGAGCUGUUGUACAUAGCUACAUUUAGGAAACAAAUCAAUAAUGAAGGAAAUCCAAGCACGAGAAGGUCAUUUCCUACAAGUACAAAUCCUCAUCAAACAAUACUUCCUGAAUCACAUUCGAAAUUUUUGCAGCCUAUGACUCAACCAAAUGAGCCGGAGGUGAAUUUUUUAGGUUCCCCCAACAAUUCGCUCAAGCUGAAACCAAAGCAUAAAUCACAAACAAGUUCAAACACUUCAAUUUUGCAGGACUUAGAGGAUCUAUCUAGUGAACUUUCUUCCUUCGCUAUUGGGCAUGAGGAUAUGGUCCAGAACUUCCAAUAUUCUGCUCGAGAUAAGAGUUUGAAUAUCCCGUUACAAAAACACCAUAACUUAAUUCAAUCAAUUGAAGAAUCGAAAGACUCUGUUGGUUUAAGGUCUACCAACUCAACACAUCCAAUAAGAAGUGAAAGUCCAGUAGCUGAUAUUAAAUCAAUGAGAGCUUCUAUUUCAAUAAUUGGUACAUUAAGUGAUUCAAGUUCUAAUUCUUCAUCUAAUAAAAAAGUAUCCCUUCGAGAUGCUAUUAAUGCGCAUAACCUUAACUCGAUUAAAGCAAACAUAUCAACAGUCGCUUUGAAGUCAAUAAGUUCAAAUAAAGGUGCAAAGUUAAACAAUCCUACAAUAUAA
Messenger RNA from Debaryomyces hansenii CBS767, 2100 nucleotides. RefSeq lists its product as uncharacterized. The transcript has a single exon. Lineage: Eukaryota; Fungi; Ascomycota; Pichiomycetes; Serinales; Debaryomycetaceae. The record is from RefSeq and is a predicted model, not a curated record. The coding region runs from base 1 to 2100 and encodes 699 amino acids.